AUGAACUUGCACGGGAGGGGCCAGAGCUCGGGCCGCUGCGCGCUGAGUCAGCCGAGAUGCGCAAGGACUCCAUCCUCACUGGCCUCCGCCUCUGGGUUUCCUCUGCCUCACCAACUUCCUUGCAGGUGCCGCCUCCCACAGCCCCUACUCUUCGCCUCCCGAUGGGUCCAGCCUGACGACUCCCGGAUUCGUUGUGGGCCCCGCCUAAGUGCUCUCGAAGACCAAAUUUCGUUGUGGCUUUCUGGCUGCGAUGGGAAGCGGCUGGGGAACGGCGCCGGCGAGUUGGAGGCUGGGGAAGAGGACAGUUGGAGGGAACCAGCAACGCGGACUCUGCGCCCCGACUCUUCGCCCAGGAAGUCUGUUCUCACACACUCCCGCCCAGCCUCCAAAGGCAGGAGGACGAAAUCACCACAGGCGACACUUGGAACCUCACUGACGUCCUCGGAGGAUCCUAACCGCCACAUUUCGCAUAGCUGCUUCACCCCACCCAAGCCCAGGAAACUGUGCCUGGAGCGUGUCAGAGAAGGGAGGUGGGGAAAGACCGAAGCCGCUCAGCGACCUUGUGACCUCUGGCCGCGGACCCAGGAGCUGGGAGCGUGUGAACUCUGCAUCCUUCCCCGGGAUGGGACCCCGGGCCUGCGGGCCCCUGAGCCUUAGACCCGCCCCUGCCGCCACCCGGCCCGGUGCAGGCCGCCAUAAUCGGGUUAGCUGGGUCGGAAUUACAUUACCUUCCCCGGCCCGCCCCGGCUCCGGGGGUUGGGGGGGGAAUCCUGGCGCCUCUGAGCCGGUGAGACUGGGCGCCUGGAGGCGGAUGUUCUUACCAUCCCUCGGAGGGUGGACACCCGAUGAGCAGCUUGGCCUGUCUCAGAUACAUGGUGGCCAGAGGACCCUGCCCCGCUGUGGCAGUCCUCAGCCCUUCCACCGCAGCCCACUCAGGUGCUCUGCUCCUGACCGCCUGACCCUUGGGAGCUGAAGUGCCUUCUAAGUCUAAUAGCCCGUCUCCCUGGGAGGACGGAUCUUCCAGUUGAUUGUCCAGGAUCUCCUGGGGAAAACUCUGCCCCUCCUUUCUCCCUAGCAGAUGGGCUGGCAGCCUGGCGCCUAGGGCAGGGUAAGAGGUCUUUUCUCUCGAGGGAACCAGGAGUGAUAUUUGGGCAUCUGGGCAGGAAGAUGAGGAAGAGGAAGAAGGGAGUAGGCUUUCUCCCCAUACAAAACCUCAGUGUUCUCAGAAGCCCCAAGGUGAUGGCUGAGGUAGGGAACCAUGGGGCAGGGAGGCAGUGGGCAUUAAUAACAUGCGACAUCCUCACCCAGUCUUAUCCACCUUCAUCAUGCAUUUAUCCAGCUCUUCCCCCACCCUGCCAACAAUCUUCUGAAAGGGUUGGGGGUGGGGAGGUACUGCCACUUUAGUAGCUGUUUUUGUCUUGGUGAAGAAGACAGAUAAUAUCACCUUCCCUAAGCCUUCACAGAACUCCAAGCAUCUUUUAUCCACAGUUAAGGGCUUGGGCUACUAGAGGGCAUGAAGCCUCUGCUGUUCAGGCAAACCCUUCAGAGACAGCAUGGGCUGGAUUCCCCUGGAUGCGAACAAAGCGCCUAGGGAGACAGUGAACUAAACAACGGCUCUGAAGAGGACUGGCUGGCAGGUUAGGACUUUGUCAGUCCCUUUUCCCACUCCCUUGGGGGCUUCCCUGGUAGCUCAGCUGGUAAAGAGUCUGCUUGCAAUGCAGGAGAUCUCGGUUAGAUCCCUGGGUUGGAAAGAUCCCCUGGAGAAGGGAAAGGCUACCCACUCCAGUAUUCUGGCCUGGAAAAUUCCAUGCAAAGAGUUGGACACUACUGAGCGUCUUUCACUUUCAUUUUCUUUUGCCACUCCAGGGGUGGGCCUCUGAGGAGACAAUGGGCACU
Dama dama (fallow deer) is the source of this 1896-nucleotide messenger RNA. RefSeq lists its product as uncharacterized. NCBI's taxonomy places the organism in Eukaryota, Metazoa, Chordata, Mammalia, Artiodactyla, Cervidae. The transcript has 2 exons. The record is from RefSeq and is a predicted model, not a curated record. The coding region runs from base 1 to 657 and encodes 218 amino acids.